AUGGACGAGGCUGAGCUGCUGCGGGCACGGCUGCAGGCCAUCACGGAUAAAAGGAAAAUUCAGGAGGAGAUCUCCGAGAAGCGCCUAAGGAUCGAGGAGGAGAAGCUGCAGCACCAGCACCUCAAGAAAAAAGCGCUGCGGGAGAGCUGGCUGCUGGAUGGGGUCGGCGGCGGCGGGAAGGAGCAGGAGGAGCUGAAGAGGCAGAACCAGCAGGACCAGCGCCAGAUCCAGGCCCUGGACCAGAGCAUCCUCAGGCUGGAAAAGGAGAUCCAGGACCUGGAGAGGGCGGAGCUGCGGGUCUCGGCUCACGAAGAGGCGAUUCUAAAGAAACUGAAGUCUGUGGAGAGGACGACGGAAGACAUAAUCAGGUCGGUGAAGGUGGAGAAGGAGGGAACGCCAGGAGAGUCGAUCGAAGACAUCUACGCCAACAUCCCCGACCUUCCGAAAUCAUACGUCCCCUCCCGGCUGAGGAAGGAGAGGGGUGACGGACUCGAAGAGGAUGAACACAGCAGGAAAGCGCUGUACGCCAUGGAGCUCAAGGUGGAGAAGGACCUGAAGACGGGCGCGAGCACGGUGCUGUCCUCCAUCCCGCUGCCCUCGGAGGGCUUCACGGGCGAGGGCGUGAAGGUGUACGACGACGGGCGCAAGUCGGUGCACGAGGUCGGCCCCGGCCCCCGGGCCGCGCUCAACGGCGCGGACGGCCUGGCGCCCGUGGAGGUGGAGGAGCUGCUGCGACAGGCGUCCGAGCGGCGCGCCCGCUCCCCGACCGAGUACCACGAGCCCGUCUACGCCAACGCCUUCUGCCGGCCGGCCACCCCGCAGCGGGAGGGCGCCGGGGAGCGGGCGCCGCAGGCCAACGGGCUGGGGGGCCACCGGGACCGCCCCGGCCCCCACGCGGACCACGGGCCGUCACCGGGGCCUCCCGACAGCCCCCCUCGGCCGACCCCUCGCCCCCGCCGGUGGGUGAUUCCGCACGCAGAGCGCCAGCCGGCCGCGUGGGAGGGAGCGGACGGGACCCCGGACGGGACGCUGGACCAGCAGGCAUCCCCCGUCAGGAGGCCCGGACGCCAGGGCCCUCCUCCCCCCGGGCAGGGGGCCGAGGAAGACGUGCGCUACAACAUCGUCCACUCGCUGCCUCCCGCCGUGGACGGCGCGGAGCCCGUGACCAUGAUCUUCAUGGGGUACCAGCAGGCGGACGGCCACGCGGAGGAGAGGGCCCUGGCGGGCUACGACGGCGUCAUCCACGCUGAGCUGGUGGUCAUCGACGAGGAGGAGGGCGAGGGCGAGGCCGGGAAGCCCGUCCCCCACGCCCGGGCGCCCCACGGCCCGGCCCACCAGCCGGCCAGGCCCACGCCCCUGCCCAGGAAGAGGGCGGAGGCCAGGCCCCCGGAGGAUGCCCGCCACCCGUCCCCCCACAAGAACUCCAUGUCGCCGAGAGAGCAGGAAGCUCGCCUGGGCAGCCCCGUCCGCCCGCCACUGCCACUCGCGGCUCCGGCGGCCGGGGACGGCACGGAGGACCCGUCACUCACAGCUCUGAGGAUAAGGAUGGCAAAGCUGGGGAAAAAGGUUAUCUGA
Molecule: messenger RNA, 1575 nt
Organism: Pipistrellus nathusii (Nathusius's pipistrelle)
Lineage: Eukaryota; Metazoa; Chordata; Mammalia; Chiroptera; Vespertilionidae
Source: the annotation of a GenBank genome assembly